Molecule: messenger RNA, 1164 nt
Organism: Humulus lupulus (European hop)
Lineage: Eukaryota; Viridiplantae; Streptophyta; Magnoliopsida; Rosales; Cannabaceae
Product: probable zinc metalloprotease EGY1, chloroplastic
Exons: 8
Coding region: 1-1164 (387 amino acids)
Biological process (GO): proteolysis
Source: RefSeq, a predicted model, not a curated record
AUGGUGAAGAAUACUCAGAGGAUCGAAGCACUUGAGAAGCGCAUGGGGGAACUAGAUGGCCUAGAAGAAAGGGUUAGGGAUCUAUCCUUUUCUAGUCAUAUUGACAAAGAUGUAAGUGAUCCACCAACACCACCAUCAUUUGGACCGGCUUACAACAAUUUCCAAGUUGACUCUUUUAAAUUGAUGGAGCUUCUUGGACCAGAGAAGGUUGAUCCUGCAGAUGUAAAGCUCAUUAAGGACAAGCUCUUCGAGUAUUCUACAUCCUUGGUGACCAAAGAAGAGCCUUUUGGAGACCUUGGUGAGGGUGUUGUUUUUGUUGGGAAUUUAAGGGGGAACAGAGAAGAAGUGUUUGCCAAACUCCAAAGUCAGCUGGUUGAGGUCAUUGGGGACAAGUACAACCUUUUUAUGGUGGACGAACCUAACUCAGAAGGUCCAGACCCACAUGGAGGGCCACGUGUUAGCUUUGGCCUGCUGCAGAAAGAAGUCUCAGAACCAGGGCCAACAACACUUUGGCAAUAUGUAAUAGCUCUCUUGUUAUUCCUUAUUACAAUUGGCUCUUCUGUGGAAUUAGGAAUUGCAUCUCAGAUCAAUAGUCUUCCACCAGAGGUGGUGAAAUAUUUCACAGAUCCAAAUGCAGUUGAGGCACCAGAUAUGGAGCUGUUAUUCCCAUUUGUUGAUUCUGCUUUGCCCUUAGCAUAUGGUGUGUUGGGGGUUCUGCUAUUCCAUGAAGUUGGGCAAUUUCUGGCUGCAUUUCCCAAAAAAGUAAAACUUAGCAUUCCUUACUUCAUUCCUAAUAUCACCCUCGGAAGUUUUGGUGCUAUCACUCAGAUGCGAAAUGUUGUUGCUGCUCUUCUCUUGUUACUUUGUUUUAAAUCCAUUCUUCCAGAUCAGAGUGCACAAGUUGACAUAUCACUUGCGGGGCCAUUUGCUGGUGCUGCAUUGUCCUUUUCAAUGUUUGUUGUUGGUCUGCUGCUUUCAUCUAAUCCUGAUGCCACGGGAGACCUGGUGCAGAGGGACACCCCUCAAAGUGCAUCCAAUACCCUUCAAUGGGAGGAGCAUAUUGUGGCAGUGGAGCGUUUGUUGAAGGACCAACAAGAGGCCAAGAAUGACAUUAUGGAGGACUUUUGGGAGUCAGUUUGCGCGCUCAAAACUGAGAUGAAAUAG